UCGAAAGAUCUUAGAAAAUCCUUCAAUGAAUGCAUAAACCAAUAUAUAUUUAUACAUAUUUUUUUAUAAAAGAUUUUUCGGGACAACAGCAGGCAACAACUUCAAUUAUGAAGAUACUAUAACGAACACACGCGCAAAAAUGCGUUAAAGGCUGUGAUUAUUUUAUCUGAAGCUUAAGUUUGAAUAAUUCAAUAUCGAAUAAUUUUAAACUAUUAAUUCUUUCGUUAUUAAUGAUAUUCUAGUGAUAUAUUGAUAUACAUGUAAAUACAUCGGUGCUUUUAUUAAUCAUUAAUUGGAAAACUUAAGGAUUGUUUGCAACACGACAAACUUAUUGAAAGUAUUCUUUUGUCGCUAAAAAAAACAACUGAAAGGAUAACAUAAUUGAGAAAAUUUAGAAUUCUCUCGGUUUCUCUGUUUCUAUAUACAUAUUACAUAUACAAUAUAAAAACUGUAAGCUCCAGUAAAAACAAGAGGAAACAAGGGAAAACAUUAACUAGAAACAAAAACGACAAGAAAAUAUCUAAUAUUACGGGACCGGAAGUGGGAUCUGUCACAGUUUCCAAUUUAAUAAGUGGCAAUGUAGCAGUGCGUUACAAUGAAGGGUCGGAGGUUGUUGUUACGGGGGAUGUCGUCCUGGCAGCCCCAUCCAGGUUAAGAGGAGCAAUUAAUCUAUCAACCACGACGACGAUCACGAAGACAGCGACGAUAACUCCCAGUAUGGAUACCAGUGGUGAUUCGAAUAUGGACACUGACAACAGUGGUUCCGCUGCUACAGGCGUCGGUACCAUUGCCUCUGUCGUCGCCAACGCCGCAGCUUUGACAUUGGUUAAGGCCGAGAGGCCAGAUCAUCUGGCAGGAACAUCAACGUCACCUGCGACGGUGACUACUGUUGCUACUGGGCCGAUCGGCACCGGAAAUAAUCUUUUUACCGGUAUCGCUAACAGCAAUAAGAGAGCUAAGUCAGACGAUUGGCUAGCGACGAACAGUCCGGAAUCGCCGCAGAACUCAUUACCGAAUCAGCACGUGGUUUACUCCACUUCUCAGCAGCAAUUGUCGGAACAACAACCUCAUAUGGCCCACUCCAGUCCACUCGCGCAUCAACAACAGCAAGUUAGCAAUAAUGGAUACGCGAGUCCCAUGAGCACUGGCAGUUACGAUCCGUACAGCCCCAACGGUAAAAUAGGUAAGUAAUUAUUGUUUUGAUAAAACUUAUUAUAAAAAUUGCUUUCAGAAGAGCACAUGUACACAUUGAGGAUUAUUAUCUAACGAAAACAAUGUGUUUUUAACAUAAAUCAUAUUUAUAAUAUUUACAUUAUUGCAUAAUUAUAAUUUAAAAAAAUU
Molecule: messenger RNA, 1341 nt
Organism: Wasmannia auropunctata (little fire ant)
Lineage: Eukaryota; Metazoa; Arthropoda; Insecta; Hymenoptera; Formicidae
Product: ecdysone receptor-like
Exons: 2
Coding region: 718-1191 (157 amino acids)
Source: RefSeq, a predicted model, not a curated record